This is a messenger RNA of Nelumbo nucifera (sacred lotus), 944 nucleotides long. Its product is annotated as RNA-binding (RRM/RBD/RNP motifs) family protein. Lineage: Eukaryota; Viridiplantae; Streptophyta; Magnoliopsida; Proteales; Nelumbonaceae. Gene Ontology annotation, biological process: mRNA splicing, via spliceosome. Gene Ontology annotation, cellular component: catalytic step 2 spliceosome; U2 snRNP; precatalytic spliceosome. The record is from RefSeq and is a predicted model, not a curated record. Gene Ontology annotation, molecular function: RNA binding.
CACCUCAACUUCAUUCUUCGACUUUGGCUCUCAAUUCGAACUGAAGGCCACAGGGGGUUUAGAAUUUUGUUGAUCCGAAGGCCCCAUAGCUCUUGUUUCCUUUCGAUUAAACCCUAGCUGCUCCAUCCCAUCCUCUCCAUUUUUUCUUUUCAUUCAAAACCCUAGCUUUAAUUCGUCUUGAAACGAAACCCUAGCUUCGUCGCAGCAGGCCGAGGCAGGAAGGAACGGUAAUGGCGACCAUCAGCCUGCGAAAGGGAAACACCCGCCUCCCACCUGAAGUGAACAGAGUUCUCUACGUUAGGAACCUUCCCUUCAACAUCUCGAGCGAGGAAAUGUACGAUAUCUUCGGCAAAUACGGUGCUAUAAGGCAGAUACGAAUUGGUACCAACAAGGAUACGAGGGGAACAGCUUUCGUUGUUUACGAAGAUAUCUACGAUGCCAAGACUGCUGUGGAUCACCUGUCAGGCUUCAACGUUGCAAAUCGGUAUCUCAUCGUGUUGUAUUACCAGCAGGCAAAGAUGAGCAAGAAAGUUGAUCAGAAGAAGAAGGAAGACGAGAUUGCUAAGAUGCAGGAGAAGUAUGGAGUGUCUACCAAAGAUAAGUAGAACUCUCAGUCGAAUGAAUUUAGGAUACCCGUCCAUGAAUUUAGGCUUCUUUUGGAUUAUAUGUAACUUGGGCUGUUGGAUUCGUGGACUAUAUUUGUACAAGUUCAUAAAUUUGUGGAUUAGCUUCGUUUGUUCUGUUGAUUAAUCACUUGUUGUUGUUUAAAGACUUUUGGCAUUGCCUCUUUUCUUGGUAUAUGCAGAUAGUGUCAUUACUAGCUUUUAUUUGUGAGCGAAUAGAGGAGAAAAUUCCACCCCCUUUUCAGGAUUAUGAUGGAUUAACAUACAGGGAGGCGAGUUCACUUGAAUAAUCUAAGAAUUGGGAAUGCAAGUCUUUCUAUC